ACAAACACAAACCCUAAUCACGAACAACGACAAUGGUGAAGCUCGCAUCGGCACGAGAGAGCCGAAUGUACGGGCCCCGGCUAUCCAGGAACCGGGCGGAGUACACAAACGCUGGGCUGUAUGUCUUUGCUACGAUUGUGCUAUUGAGUGGCUUUGCAGCCGAGUUUUCCAUGGAACCCAAGUCCGGUUUGGUGCUAUUGCUUAUAGCUUUAGCGUUGAUAAUGGUUGUUAAUAUUCAUGAUCUUAUUGCCCAUCUCGCGGGUUUCGAUUAUUGGUUUCCAUUGAUGGAGUUUGACGUCCAGCUUGCGCUUGUAGAGUUUGCAGUUCCUUUCGUUCAGAUUUUGGGAUCCAUUCUUUUGUUCUUGGGAUUUCUCUUUCUCUUCAUUCAGGAGGAGAAAGGAUAUGGUUUCUUCAAAUUGGAAAAGCAUGCUUUGAACAUGCUUAUUGCUGGUCCUGUUUUAUGGGUGCUUGGAUCCAUCCACAAUUCUUGUCAAAUCUAUGAGAGAGCUGAUGGCCAUGUUCAAAUCCUGCAACAAAGUGUUCAACUCCCUUUCUUGAUGGGAAGCUUAUUCUUAAUGGUGGGCGCCAUUAUCAAUUCCCGAGAGCAAGCCAGUGUCAUGCACCAUGGAUUACACCUACUGGGAAGCACUUGGGUCUGGUUGGGGAUCGUUGCGAGCAUAUUGUUCUUCAUUGGAGGGAUAUCGAACGUGGUGAAAGUGUUCAAAAUGCAGCAAGUUAACGUGCUACGGCUCGAGAAACUGCGAGGAGGAGCGCAAGAGAGACUGGUUGAAGAAAGGGAAGGCCAUGUUCCGCUCCUUAUAGAAGAACAACGAAGGAUAAAAAAGCCGCCGCCUGCUCUGGUCGAAAACAACGCCACAAACCCACCAGCAAAACCUCCAACGCCUUACAAGGAUGUGCUUAUUCGCCAGAUCACUUGAACGACGUAGUUUCAAUUGAUUAAUAUUAUAAUCACCAUAUUAGGAUUUCUAAUAUUCGUUUAUGUUCAUUAAUUUAUUGGACUCACAAUUCUCGACUGAGUUCCACGCUGCCUAGCUCAUGUAAUGAAUGGAUAAACUUUGAUGCC
Mangifera indica (mango) is the source of this 1084-nucleotide messenger RNA. RefSeq lists its product as uncharacterized. The record is from RefSeq and is a predicted model, not a curated record. Bases 33 to 938 code for a protein of 301 amino acids. The transcript has 3 exons. Lineage: Eukaryota; Viridiplantae; Streptophyta; Magnoliopsida; Sapindales; Anacardiaceae.